This is a messenger RNA of Quercus robur (English oak), 843 nucleotides long. RefSeq names its product 60S ribosomal protein L12. Gene Ontology annotation, cellular component: cytosolic large ribosomal subunit; ribosome. The record is from RefSeq and is a predicted model, not a curated record. Gene Ontology annotation, biological process: translation. Gene Ontology annotation, molecular function: structural constituent of ribosome; large ribosomal subunit rRNA binding. The coding region runs from base 95 to 595 and encodes 166 amino acids. NCBI's taxonomy places the organism in Eukaryota, Viridiplantae, Streptophyta, Magnoliopsida, Fagales, Fagaceae. The transcript has a single exon.
CCUCACAGUUUCUCUGACUCACUUUCACAGCGCCCCCAUAGCUAUUUCAUACAAGCUCCUCAAACCCUAAACUCCACCACCAGAGACCCCGAAAAUGCCUCCAAAGCUCGAUCCCUCACAGGUGGUGGACGUGUACGUCCGAGUCACCGGAGGUGAGGUCGGAGCGGCGAGUUCACUCGCUCCGAAGAUCGGUCCACUGGGUCUUUCCCCGAAGAAGAUCGGAGAAGACAUAGCGAAGGAAACCGCCAAGGACUGGAAGGGCCUCCGCGUAACGGUCAAGCUAACGGUCCAGAACCGUCAGGCCAAGGUGUCCGUGGUGCCCUCCGCCGCCGCGCUGGUCAUCAAGGCGCUGAAGGAGCCGGAGCGCGACCGGAAGAAGACGAAGAACAUCAAGCACAACGGUAACAUCUCGCUCGACGACGUCAUCGAGAUCGCUAAGGUGAUGAAGCCUAGGUCUAUGGCGAAGGAUCUUAGUGGGACCGUGAAGGAGAUUCUGGGAACUUGUGUCUCUGUUGGGUGUACUGUUGAUGGUAAGGACCCUAAGGAUUUGCAGCAAGAGAUCACUGAUGGUGAUGUUGAGGUUCCUUUAGAUUGAAAAUCAACUAUGUCAGGGGUUUGAAAACCUUGAAUUUACCUUUUUGUUUUGGGUUUUGUUGUUUAAUCAGUUUUGAGGCAUGGAAAGAAAAUUUUAUCGUUUUUUUUUUUGUUAUGAUUUAAUGGUUAUGUCUUUGAAUUUUUAGGGUUAAAUGUUAAAAUGUUUGGAAACAGAGUAGAGCGGAUUUGAAUAUCAUAAUGCAUUUGCUAAUGCAACCACAAAGAAAAUGUGGUUAUAAUUUAGUUUCA